Messenger RNA from Centruroides sculpturatus (bark scorpion), 783 nucleotides. RefSeq lists its product as uncharacterized. The coding region runs from base 1 to 783 and encodes 260 amino acids. The record is from RefSeq and is a predicted model, not a curated record. Lineage: Eukaryota; Metazoa; Arthropoda; Arachnida; Scorpiones; Buthidae. The transcript has a single exon.
AUGGGAGAUCAUUUGUCCACCAGCGUAUAUAUUAAACCUACUCACACCCCGCUAUAUAUACCAGCACAGUCCAUGGAUCCAUAUAGAUAUAAAAUGGCUGCAUUUCAAACUUUGAUAAGAAGAGCCUAUUUGUAUUGUGAUAGAAUCGGUGACAGGAAUAAAGAAAUUGACAGAAUAUUGCAAGUAGCUCAGACCCUAGGCUACAAGAAAAGCACCAUUGUAGGAUUACUCAAAAAAUAUGAAAAGAACAAUGAGAAACAAGGCUUAAAUACAGCUCCCAAUAGACGCUUGAAGUUUACGUAUAACAGUAAUUUGAACAGUAUUAUGAAAGAAGUUGCUAAUAAGAAACAAGCAAGAAUAGUUUUAAAAAGAGCCCCAAAUUUAUAUAAGAUAUUGAGAAAUGAUAAGGAUAGAAUAAAGACAGAAGAAAAACCAGGUGUCUAUAAAGUUCCUUAUGAAAACAUCCAACUAGAUGUUAAGAAAGACUACAUUGGCGUCACCAACAGGAGCUUAGGAGUAAGACUAAAAGAACAUCGUUAUAACGUAAAAAAAGGAUCCAAUGCUACAGUUUUGUCGCAAAUGUCACAAGUCCAAGGUUCGGUGGUGAAAUGGGACGAGGCAACAAUUAUAAAACCAGUGUCUUCCCCCACUUUAUCAAUGACGGCGGAGAAGAUUGAAAUAUAUAGGAGUGGGCUACGUGAAGGAUGUUUAAAUGCGAGAGAUGCUGAGAGCCUGUCGGCGUGGAAAUACAUAAUUAAAAAGCUCACUGAAAACUCAAGCUAG